Messenger RNA from Carassius gibelio (silver crucian carp), 1039 nucleotides. It is a transcript of the gene pqbp1, whose product is annotated as polyglutamine binding protein 1. The transcript has 7 exons. The record is from RefSeq and is a predicted model, not a curated record. The coding region runs from base 110 to 859 and encodes 249 amino acids. Gene Ontology annotation, molecular function: ribonucleoprotein complex binding; protein binding. NCBI's taxonomy places the organism in Eukaryota, Metazoa, Chordata, Actinopteri, Cypriniformes, Cyprinidae. Gene Ontology annotation, cellular component: nuclear body; cytoplasm. Gene Ontology annotation, biological process: alternative mRNA splicing, via spliceosome.
CAGAUGACGUCACAUUAAGCUUUUGUCACGUCAUUAUUCUGCGCCGUCGCUUGUUUGGCCCUUUCAAUGAGACGUCUACCACAUAACUAAACUUUUGGCCAUAAUAAAGAUGCCUCUGCCUCCAGCUUUACUUGCACGCCUCGCCAAAAGAGGAAUCGUCAAACAGUCCGACCACGAGGCUGAAGAGGAGAUCAUCGCUGAAGACUAUGAUGAUAACAACGUUGAUUAUGAAGCUACCAGGCUUGAAAAUUUACCAGCGAAUUGGUACAAAGUUUUUGACCCCACUUGUGGACUUCCUUACUACUGGAAUGUAGAGACCGAUUUAGUGUCCUGGUUGUCCCCUAAUGAGCCGACUGCUGUCAUCACCAAAGCCGCUAAGAAGCAGAAAGGUGAGACUGGACAUGACAAAGCAGACAAUCACUAUGAGAAGGCAGAGAGAGACCGGGAUCGAGACAGAGAGAGGGACAGAGAGCGCGAGCGUGAGCGGGACAGAGACAAGGAGGACGGACGGGACAGAGAUCGAGAUCGAGACAGAGACAGGGAGCGUGACAGACGGAUGCGGAGAGAUGACAGUGCGCCGUAUAGCAAAUCAAAGAGGGGAGGACCAGGAGGAGGUCGUAAACCGCAGCAGGAGGAAAUGGAUCCUAUGGAUCCCAGCGCCUAUUCAGAUGCUCCAAGGGGCUUAUGGUCCACCGGUCUCCCCAAACGCAAUGAGGCAAAGACAGGAGCGGACACCACAGCAGCAGGACCCCUGUUCCAGCAGAGGCCGUACCCCAGUCCCGGAGCCGUUCUGAGAGCAAACGCUCAGAACACGAGACGCUUGGAAGAGGAUGAUGAUGAUGACGACGACGACGACUGAGCAGGAGUAGUGUGUCUGUAAAGCCUUUAUGAUGUUUAAAAGGCUCUUGAAAUAUCUUUUCUUACAUUUAGAAGCAACAGUCAUUUGUAAAUAUACCAUGUGUUGUGUUUCACAUUUUAUAAACAAUCCCCAAUUUACUUAAGCUAGUGAUGCAAAAUAAACAUUUUGUUUAAAGGUGAA